Molecule: messenger RNA, 1197 nt
Organism: Prorocentrum cordatum
Lineage: Eukaryota; Dinophyceae; Prorocentrales; Prorocentraceae
Source: the annotation of a GenBank genome assembly
AUGCCAUCGCGCGCGGAUGUCCGCUGGGUAAUGACAGGGAACGGGGCAACUUGUGCAGGGCGUCCCUCGACAGAUGACCAUGGUGGCCGUUCCAGUACUGUGAAAUCCUGCAUGGACAGGUGCGAAAGGGAACCGGACUGCGUUGCGAUCGACUACUACCCUGAGCAGCGACAGUGCCGAUUGUCUGGAACUGCGUGCGCAGCGCCAGCAGCGUACACGGGUGGAUCAUCGUAUAAGCUGCAGCUCAAGAGUAAUAUGCUUUGGCCCCUCACUAAACAUCUGUGCGAUCGCGCUCCGCAGCUACUACGUAAUGUCCGCAAGUCUGUCCAGGCCGAACUGGCCGAGCUAUGGCCAUACGUGAUGAAAGAAACCAACGGCAAUUUCACGUUUUCGGAGUACUACGUGGCACUACAGCCUCAAGGCGCAGCUAUGCGCGAAGGUGUGCGGGGAUUCCAGUUGGUGCCUCAUGAAGAUUCUGUGGAUUUCCCAGGCCCGUUAGUCGGUGUUGUGCCCAGGGCUUGUGGCCUUGACGGAUUUUAUGCGUUCGUUUCCCCGCAGGCCCACUGCCACUGGCCGCAUGUGUCGUGGAAUUGUGGUGCUUGGCAAGUCUCUGACAAUAAAUGGUGCCUCUCUAGUCCGAACUACCCUGAUAAUUAUAGAAAAAACAUAAAAUGCCAAGGAUCACUGCGCGGCUUUGUAGACAUUGAUGCUGCCGCUUUCAAGACCGAAUCUGAUAUUGACAUCCUGCAUGUAAAUGGCAUCUCUUACAGCGGAAGUACCGGCCCUCAUCACCAAAGUUUGGACCCCAACAACAUUACGUCUAUCACAUGGACAUCGGAUUAUACUGUUACAUCGAGCGGUUGGGAAAUCUGUGCUACGCCAUGGCGGCGGAGUCUUCCUAACGCUUCUCAGCGUGUGAACAACGUGCUCUCCGAUGCGCCGGGCUUCUGCAGAGUCCCCCUGCAGAAUGGCCACCACGACGAUGCGAUCGCGUGCUUAAAGACCUUGCUGAUGUUGUUCUGUGACAGGCUGCAGGUCCCGGAUCCCUUUCCCAAAGAGUGGUUCCCUUGUUCUUACCAGUUCAUGUUUGUGGAUGUGGAUGUGAACGCCAGCCUCGCACUCGACGUACAUCAAGGGACAUCCGACUUGAACAUGCUUGUGAUCAAAGGCGAGACUUGGAAAGUGGUCGUCGGUUGA